This is a messenger RNA of Strongylocentrotus purpuratus (purple sea urchin), 3987 nucleotides long. Its product is annotated as very-long-chain (3R)-3-hydroxyacyl-CoA dehydratase 2. The transcript has 6 exons. The record is from RefSeq and is a predicted model, not a curated record. Gene Ontology annotation, cellular component: endoplasmic reticulum membrane. Gene Ontology annotation, biological process: fatty acid elongation; sphingolipid biosynthetic process; very long-chain fatty acid biosynthetic process. Bases 41 to 748 code for a protein of 235 amino acids. NCBI's taxonomy places the organism in Eukaryota, Metazoa, Echinodermata, Echinoidea, Camarodonta, Strongylocentrotidae. Gene Ontology annotation, molecular function: 3-hydroxyacyl-CoA dehydratase activity.
ACCCUAAUUAAUUAACAAAUUCAGCAGCUAGGCGAAAGGCAUGUCGGCCGAAAAUUCAACCAAACCAGCCGGGAAAAACAAGGUUUCUGGCCUAGCAACGGCAUACCUUGUCCUAUACAAUGUAGUUCUGUGUGCAGGAUGGCUGUCUGUGGGUGCUAUGGGAGUGCGUCACUAUCUCCAGGAAGGUACCAAUGUGGGUCUCUACGAUGCCAUUGAACUGCCCCUCAAGGCCUUUCAGACAGCUGCCAUUCUUGAAGUUGUCCAUUGCAUGAUCGGAAUCGUGCCAUCCUCGGCGGUUCUGACUGCAUUUCAGGUGACGUCCCGUCUGGUCCUUCUGUGGCCUGUCACCCAUAGUGUAAUAGAGGUUCAGAAUGAGAAGAGCAUUAUUCUGUAUCUGACGGCCUGGACCAUCACCGAAGUGAUUCGCUAUGCAUUCUAUGUUUUUGCCCUGCUCAACCGUCUACCAUACGUAUUAAUGUGGCUACGAUACACCCUCUUCAUUGUCCUUUACCCCAUCGGCGUAACUGGUGAGCUAUGGACCAUCUACCUUGCAUUGCCGUACGUGAAGAGCACCGGACUGUAUUCACUAGAGCUGCCAAACGACUACAACAUUUCCUUUGAUUAUUACAGCGUCCUUAUCUUCCUCAUGAUUCUCUAUAUUCCAAUAUUCCCAAGGCUGUAUUCACACAUGCUGAGACAGAGGAAGAAAUUGAUUGGAGGAGGCGCCCCAGGAACGAAGAGAGAUUAACCCCACCGUAAUCUUAAGUAGUUUUCUAGAUUUCUAAAAUUCCUUUGAUUCAGAUUAGGGUUUGGUUUGUCAGUGCUAGAAUUCUGUGAAUGACUUCCGGUCUGGAACCAAUGUAAUGACAGCUGCAGACCUGGGGGUGUUUCACAAAUAUCCUAAGUUGAACUUAUCUCAAACUUGGACUUAAUCAAUUAUGGAAAGCAGUUUGCAUCUUUGAAAACAUUUUGUAAAAGUGUUUUUAAAAGGCAUGAAACGUUGAUUCAAAUCAUUCAUAUUUUCUCUCAUCUAGGAGAUUUUAUGUUCUUAAUAAUAAUAAUAAUAAUGAACGUUAUUUGUAUAGCGCAUAUCACUGACACAAAGAAAGUCCCUAUGCGCUUAGAAAAGAAGGAAAAGGACGGAAUAGAAAUGAACAUUUAUGUCUGAUACAUGAAAAUAAUUAAUUACAAACAACAAUAAUGAUACACAAUUCUGGCUUACAUGUAAUAGAUUGUACAUUCAGGUAAAACAAAUACAAAUACAAAUUUAAACAUGAAAAAACAUGAAAAUUAAAUGAAUGAUGGGGAAUUUAUGAAAAGUCUAAAAUAUUUAAAUUUUUGUCGAGUCAGGGAUUCAAAACUUGAUCAGCGCACUGAUCCUUUUUCUGAUGAAAUUCCAUCUCACCUAUGGCUUCAAGCUAUGUCUUGGGAAUGAGGCAUUGUAAAUCCAUGUUUAUCGCGAGGGCUCUGAUGCCCCAAGGUAGUUUUGAACCUGGGAUAUCCUGUACGUGUGACCACUGCCCAAACCACUGAGCCAUCACAAAGACAUUUGUCUUCGUGAUGGUCGCAUAAAUUGAUCACUGCAUACAGUGAUGUCACAGAUUGUUAGCUGAAACUUUUGUUUUGGACGUACGUAGUCACCAUAAUUGUAUGUUUGGCACACCUUUUCUGUAGACUGCACACACAAUGAAUCAUAGCACAAAGCACUUGUUUUUAUAUUCCAUAUUCAGCUGCUUGAAAUCUUUGAAUGAUGCCAAGAAAUUUGUAAGUACAGGUUGGUGAAAGUCAUGUGAAGGAUAGCUAAUUUGCCACAUAUAAACUUUGAUCUUUGACCUCUGGAAGAUAAUUUAUAUCAUGUUUAUAUCAGUGUGAUCUUGCCAGAAUAAAAUUAUUUGUUUAGCGAGGCAUGUUACAAAAGGGAUGCUGCAAAGUAUUUUGUGGUAUAUGAGCUUUCAUAUAUCAUUCCUGUGAUUUUAAUAGUACUUGUAAACUCAAGUGUAAGUGAUGUUAACUGGCUAUUAGUUUCAAAUAUUUCUUUCUCAUAAGAAUAAGACUUUAAAUCUGUCAUUUAAUAUCCCUAUUGCAAUGUAUUGUGUAAAGUCCAAUACAAGAGUGCAUUUAAUACCAAGUGAGAUCUAAACUUCACAAAACUAUUAUUUGUCAUUCAUGCGAGGAUUAAAAAAAAAACACCCCAUAAAUUAAUAAUGUAACAACUCAAGCCUUGAGAAGUCCAGAAUACAAAGAAAGAACUGAAGAUUCCCUUUUACAAUUUGCCUCUGUACCUUUGCCUUAGUGUGUGAUAUGGUUACCGUAAUUGAGUUGUUACCAUAUUGUUCUUAACUUGUGUUUAAUGGAUUAAAAGUUCCUCUUAUAUUUGAUUUUAAUUGUCCUGAAAAAUACAUGUUACAGUUUAUCGGGAAAGUUUGAAAUCAGUUUAAUUAUAUAUCAUAUUAAUCAAGCUUGCUGUUGCAUUACAAUUUUUUUUCUUUGAUAAAUUUAUAUUGUUUUUUAUUUUAUUUUAAGGGAGGUUGGGGAGUUUAAAGGUAAAGUUAUUGUAAGACCCGAAUAUUCAAAUUCUAAAUAUGAAAUUGAUGAUGGGAUGUAGAUCGUGGAUUUAACUAUGAGAAACAUUUCAUUUUUUGUUGUAUGAAGGAAUCUGUCAACCGUAAAAUUUUUACAGGGUUCACAUGUUAUUACACCAUUUAUAGUCUAUUGACCCCUCUUAGCUUUUGAUUUUAAAGGUAUUUAUAUUUUCAUUUGUGGAAUAUCUAAUCAGGUUAUGUUCAUUGUUUUCUGUACCUAUACAAAGUGCUUAUUUGACAGAGGAGAAAGGAGAAAGGAAAUGUAACUAUAUCCUAAUUAAUAUAUAAUUUAUUUGUCCUAAUAGUAUUCAUACAAAUUGCCAGGCUAUAUCAUAAGUAGGAAGGCAUUGUUGAUUUUAAAAGCAGGAAUUUAAAGAGUUGCAUUUUUGUUCUGAAUCAAUCACAAGUUCUCCAAUCAAACUAAAAAAAACUUCCCUUUUUUCUCUGGAGGGAGGGGGGCACACAUGUAGGUGCCCUUGGAAAAAUCAUCCAGGUUUUAGGUUCACCAAUAUCCCAUUGGAACAUGUGUUAACUAAAUGAAUGUUUCAAUGAGUUGCUGGAGAACUUGUACUUAUGACAGUUUUGUAAAAACGCUGCCCUUGAUACGUCACUAAUCAACAUGCCUACUUGAACAGGAAUGUUCUGGAGUAUUUCAACACAUUACAUAACUUGUCUACCGGUACUUUUUCUUGUCAGUGUUUGAAUGUUCACCGUUUCAGUCUGGUACGUUUCGAUCCGGUUUGAUUCUGAAGUGACAGGUUAUAGUUGUAUUUUCAGAGAGGAUCUAGCCAUUAAUACUACUUGGAAUAUUGAAGUGAGUGUAUUCUAUUCAGUUAUAUUAAUCAUACGGUUUUGAAAUGUAGAUUUGUCUCGUACAAAGAGAGUAAGUUUUGACACACAUGUUCCUCAAGCCUAGUUAACAUAAAUUUUACUUGAGUUUGCGAUUUAAAUUCCUGGAAAAAAAAGGAAAAAUUUUGAUCUGGUGAAUUACCAUCCAGUUCCUUUUAGGAAACAACUUUUUAUGAGAUUUGCCCAACCAAACAUUACUGGCUCUAAUACUAAUCAUGAAACUUCACAAUUUGGACAUUAUUAUAGAGAGUACACAGCAGUAAAUAAAUUAUUCCAAUAAUCCUACAAAGUGCGAUGAUCUGUUUUUAAGCAUCACACCUAUGAAAUCCAUUUGAGAUUUUAAAAAACCUAUCCGGUAUUUGAACUUGGAAGGGAGUUUGUUAUUUCAAAUGAAUGUACCUACUGGUAUGCAGUAAGAAAGGAAAUGAAAUGACUGUUCUAUGUACUAUAAAGUUAAAUGAUAAUUUAAAUUUUUUGCCCAACGAAAAUCAUGGAUUGAAAUGACUUUGAAAUGUGUGGUUGCAAAACCAAAAUAAAGUACUUGUUUUUAAUCGAA